Rubroshorea leprosula is the source of this 3096-nucleotide messenger RNA. The record is from the annotation of a GenBank genome assembly. NCBI's taxonomy places the organism in Eukaryota, Viridiplantae, Streptophyta, Magnoliopsida, Malvales, Dipterocarpaceae.
AACUCAAUAGAAAAAUAAUGAAAAUAAGGGAACUGCGAUAUUUGGACGCGCAGAAAAGCCCAGAAUGGUGAAACCAUCACUCAGAUCUCCAAGCAAAUGGUGGAAACGUGUGGUGCAUCCAAAAUUUCCUAAAGGUCAGAAUCCAAGGACCUUGAGGAGGUGCUUACAACGUAAAAAGGCAGCAAAAAGACACCAACAGCAGAUUACAGACUCGGGAGGCAUGGCAGAACAGGCUCGGCCGCUCCCAGUAAGGAGAAAAUCAGUGUGGGUUCGUAAAGAAAAAUGGAGCACAUCUGGUCAGAAUUCUCCAGAAAAGGAGAAACCACCCAAAAGUCCAAUGUCACCUCGAGUUCUGGUUGUGGAAUCAAAUGAAGAAACUGGUUUGAAGGCGAAAUUUGACAUGUUAGAUAAAGUGAAAAAUUCAUCAGAUAUAAUCUGUUUUGAUUUGACUGAGGAAGAAGAAGUCAUUGAGAUCCCAGCUAAGGAAGAUGGUGGUAUGGAUUCAGCAGAUAAAAUCAUUUUCGAAAAACCAGAAGAGAGGAUGGCCAAACAUAUCAGGCCAUUAUACAUUCAUGCACAUCUGGAUGGUAUGCCGAUAAAUCGAGUUUUGGUUGAUAAUGGAGCAGCUAUCAAUGUUUUGCCAACUUGUAUUCUGCACAAAAUUGGCAAAUCUUUGGGUGAUUUAAUGGAGACAGAAGUGACAAUCAGUGACUUUACUGGUGGAGUAAAUUGCUCAAGGAGAGUUCUGCCAGUAGAACUUACCUGGAAGCUCGUUAUUAUGAUGAAGAUAUUGGGAUUAUCUGUUUCUUUGGGAUGGAUAGCUAUGACAGACAUUCUGGAAUUAUUGCUUGCACCAGAUCUGCAAGACCGCAUUAAGCACCAGAAAAAAGAGGUCGUGGAAGAAAUCAAGAGAAAAUUAGCGACCUACCUUGCUGAAAAACGGAUCUGCAUAGAUAGAUUUGAGGUAAUCUAUGAAGGGGAAGAGGAUAACUCAAAGGAUCAAAUAACACUUGAGGAAUUAGAUCUAGCACCAGCAAAACUUGAUGAUCUGAAGGCAGAAGUGCAAGAUCCCCUAGAGGAGGUAAAUCUGUGUACUGAGGUAGAUUCGAAAAUUACUUUUAUUAGUGAUUCUCUUGAGCCGUGUUUGUGUGAUAAAAUCAUCAGUAUCUUGCAUGAAUACAAGGAUUGUUUUGCUUGGGAUUAUUCUGAAAUGCCAAGUCUGGACAGAAAUCUGGUGGAGCACAGAUUACCCAUUAAAGAAGACUUUAAACCUUUCAAACAACCGCCCAGACGAAUGUCUCCAAAAGUUACUUUGAAGGUUAAAGAAGAGAUAGAGCGGCUGUUGAAGGUUGGUUCCAUCAAAACUUCCAGAUAUGUGGAAUGGUUAUCUAAUGUGAUUCCUGUAGUUAAAAAGAAUGGCAAGUUGAGAAUCUGUGUAGACUUCAGAAAUCUGAAUCUGGCAACACCAAAAGAUGAAUAUCCUAUGCCUAUUGCAGAUUUAUUGGUGAAUGGAUAUCUGGUGCAUGAGCGAGGUCUAGAAGUGGAUCAGAACAAGGCAAGAGCUGUUAUUGAAGUACAGCUGCCAAGAAGUGAGAAGGAGUUACAAAGAUUCCUUGGACAACUCUUGGAGGAAUUUGAUGAUGUAAUCUUGAGGCAUGUUACUCAAGAUCUGAACACAGAAGCAAAUGAGAUGGUCGAAAUCGCCUCAGGCUUAAAAAUCCUAGAAGGCGUGAUGAGCAGAAUUGUUGUUGUGGAAAAACGAAUUCUGCCAUCUAUUCACAUGCGUGGUAUGGCAAUUUCUGCUUGUUCCAUAGACGUAACCCAGAUAGAUUGGCGCUAUCCGAUCAUGGAAUACCUAAAAAAUCCAAAAUUUAAGGCCUCAAGAAUAACAAAAAUGCAGGCCUUGAAUUGUGUUUUGUUGGAAGAUGUUCUUUAUAGAAGAGGACAUGAUGAAUUACUUCUGCGUUGUCUUGGUCCAGAUGAGUACUGCCAGAUUAUGUCAGAUGUGCAUAACAGAAUCUAUGGUGCGCACCAAGCUGGAAUUAAAAUGAGAUGGCUAAUUCGCAGACAUGGAUUCUUUUGGCCAUUGAUCUUGAAAGAUUGCAUCAGCUAUGCUAAAGAUUGCAAAGCCUGCCAGAUUCAUGGACCACUACAGAAAGUUCCAGCAUCAGAACUCCAUCCAAUCAUCAAAUCAUGGCCAUUUCGAGGAUGGGCCAUAGAUUUGAUCGGUAAAGUUUAUCCUCCUUCAACUAGAUGGCAUUCUUUUAUUAUUGUUGCCACAGAUUAUUUUACCAAGUGGGUGAAAGCAAAGCCAAUGAAGAAGGUUGACCAGACCGAUAUUAUUAAAUUUCUUAAGGAAGAAAUCAUUCACAAAUUUGGUUUGCCAAAAAUAGUGACUUUAGAUCAGGGGACAGUUUUUGUUGGUGCACAAGUUGAGGCGUUUGCAAAAGAAAUGGGAUUUAGGUUACUCACUUCAACCCCUCAUUAUGCUCAAGCCAAUGGUCAAGCUGAAGCUUCCAACAGAAUUGUGAUAAAUCUGCUUGAAAAAAUGGUUGAUGAUAAUCCAAGGCGUUGGCAUGAGUUGUUAUCUAACACAAUCUGGGCUUACAGAACUUCACAAAGGAGUUCUACCAAGGUAACUCCUUUCUCUUUAACUUAUGGACAUGAUGUUGUUCUGCCCAUGGAGUUGUCUACUAGAUCAUUGCGUAUAGCAAUUCAACAUGGUCUCACUUUUGGAAAAUAUAAUGAAGCAAUGAUUCUAGAGUUAGAAGACCUUGAAGGAGAUCUGGUAUGGAAAGUAAUUCUACCACCUGGAAAGAAAGACCCCAGAUUUGGGAAAUGGUCUCCAAAUUGGGAAGGACCAUUUCGUAUACAUGAAGUGCUUAAAGGAGGAGCAUAUUGGCUUGAAUCAUUAAAUGGAGAGUUACAUCCUCGAAGGAUAAAUGGAAUCUACCUUAAGCCUUACUAUCCUAUGAUAUGGGAGGCUAGGGGUUCGGAUAUCAUUGGUUCUACUUGAGACAGAUUUGAGGUAGGAUUUGUACAAUAUUUUAUUUUAUUGUUUAGCAUUUUAUCAUUCAAUAAAAGUGCUGAGCCGAA